This is a messenger RNA of Cyclocybe aegerita, 2205 nucleotides long. Lineage: Eukaryota; Fungi; Basidiomycota; Agaricomycetes; Agaricales; Hemipholiotaceae. The record is from the annotation of a GenBank genome assembly.
AUGUACACCCUCAAAACCCAGCGUUGGUUCUGGUUGAUGCUGCCGCUCGUCAGAGCCAGCCUUGACUCCGCAUCCUCCGGGGACGGAUUCACCGACUUGUCACGUACGAACGCCGACGCCAACUCUGGUAUUGCAAGGCGGCAGACCUCAACAUCUACGACGUUCGAUUUCUGGUGGCCCUUUCCUGCGCCGGUCACAUCGACCACCACCACCCCUGCCACCACCCCUGCCACGCCCAUCCCUUUUCUGAUUUCUCCAGCUGCAUCUGCCACGCAAUCAGUAGACGUCACGCCUAGCUCGUCUAUCGUUGUUCUUGUCUCAGCCAUAUCGUCCGGACCGUCUUCAACAAGCACUCGUGCCCCUCUAUCUAGUUCCCAAGCUUCUUCCAGUGAUGACGCCGUGCCCACUGCGCAGUCAGCGGACGCCUCACCGCUUGGCACGUUCAAGGCUACCACCCUUAUACCGGCUUUUAUCAGUGUCGCAAUUUUUCUCUCUGCGUUGGGGAUAUGGGUUUUGUAUGGGUGCUGCACUCGUAAACCCCGCAUCCGCUAUGAUGACAAUGAACUUGUUUGUGGACCACCAUAUGCGAACAUCGAAAACCACGAUCAAAUUCGCGACAUCGAACAACAUGGAGCAGCUGGCCAUGAGAUGUUUGAGGUACCACAGAACCAUGUCCAUCAUGGUAGGCUUGGCCAGCUGCAAUACAGGUGGCCCUCGUUCGAUGAACCACCGCCGUUCAACCCAGUCAAGGGACAUCAUAAUGUGCCUAACGAAUCCAAACGCGACUUAGAUGAGGAUCCCUUAUCGACAAUCACCCUGCUCGCAGCUCCUCACUCCAACACUCGAGGCAGAUCUCAACGCUCCUCUAAAUCUGCUCUGUCAGCCGCCAAUGCCAACGCCAAUCCUCACCCAGAGAUGUCACCUGUAUUCUCUGAUGCCACCUCUGCGGCCUUACACGAGCUGUACGAGAGCGAUGACGAUGAAGAUGCGAUGGCACGACGAGCGAAGGAAACGCCCUGGGAAAGCCUGCGACAUAAGAGCAUACGCCGUGGGAUCAUCGAACAGGUCAAAAAGGAGAACAAAUGGAUGGACUCGAUACGUGGGUCGUUAGCGGCAGCCGCCGCACAGAUAAGUGGGAACGCGGGCGGAGGUUCGCAGAAUGAGAGGGAACACGAUGGGCAAAGAGAGAGUGAAGGCGCCGGCCUCCAACGCAAGGACGAAUCAACUAUGGCGGCGAGAAGCCCACGUAGCCCGGAGGAAGAUGCCGCUUCCAGCGUUAGGCGACGCAUGCAUAGGAGAGCCGACUCCAAUUUGCAGGUCGACGACGUGCUUCCUUCUCCCACCUACCACAGACUUCCAGUGAACGCCUCAGAGUCGAUCGACUUCUUCGCAGGAUCACCGAAUGGGCCUCCAGGUGUUAGACGUGGCUAUACAUGGUUACGAGACCGCGAAGACGAGGACAGGUACACACCCCGCCCAACGCGCACUACCGAUGGUCGCAGCAGGAGUCGUAGUAGAAGUCGCAGCACCAGCCCCGUGAAGCCCAGGGCCAACCGAAGACAUCAAGACAUGUCCGGGCGCGACAUUCUUCCUCAGAACCCAGCACAGAUACUCAGCCCACCCUUGGAGAGCCAGAUCUGCUUCACGCCCAUGGGUAUGCCCGUCCCACCGUUAGUUGCCCAACCGGCUCAGUCUCGACCCUUGCAUGCAUCUUCCAACACCAUGACGCACAGUGUGCGACCCAAGACGAGAGCGCGUGGCGCGACGAUCGAUACUAUUGUUAUUCCCACCAGGAUCCCGGUGCCCAGCCCCUCGAAGAUCAGGAGCACGAGCCGACCCCGUUACCGCCACCAGGCGUCGUCUGCCUCAUCUAUUUCUGGCAAUAGCUCCUCGAGGCCGGUACCUAUCCCCAUGAGCAGCGAGGAUAGUGGAGAGGCCGUUCGUGGAAGGUCUGUCAAAAAAGCACCUGCAAGUAUCAACACGCCUUCGAAGAAGCGCAGCACGGCCAAUUGGUCCAUCGAUGCUCUGAAGGCAGAGGUUGACCAAGAUCUCCGAGCGCAGAUGCGACUGCAAACCAAGAACGCGGCUGAAGCAAACGCCAUGAAGAAGGUUGAGCAGAUUAUGGAGAACAGCUGGAGCGCGAGGGAUAUGCGAGAGGAGGAGAUUAGGUGCUUGAGUCCGUCUGGUUUCGGACGGGAGCCGUAA